CACAAAUCAUAUCAUUCAUCCCUCUCAUUCCAUCAUCAUGUCAGCACCCGAUCAACCUCACCUCAACGGAGCUUACUACGGCCCUUCCAUCCCACCUCCCACCAAAAAGUCCAAAUCCUAUCACCGUCCUGGCCGUGGUGGUGGAUCCAGCUGCAACCCUUUCUCAUGGUGCUGUAGUUGUCUCUGCGGUUGCGUCUUCAAUCUCGUCUUCCAAAUUCUUAUUACCAUCCUCGUCCUCCUCGGUAUUGCCGUUCUCGUUUUCUGGCUCAUCUUCCGUCCUAACGCUCCCAAGUUCCACGUCAACGAUGCUGUUCUCACGCAGUUCAACCUAUCCCCUGAUAACAACACUCUCUACUACAAUCUCGCCGUCAACAUGACCUUCCGUAACCCUAACCGCAGGAUCGGGAUUUACUACGACAAAAUCCAAGCAAACGCCGAAUACCACGACCGGAGGUUUGCGACUAGGGAUUUGGAAACGUUUUAUUUGGGGCAUAAAAAGGAGAAAGAUGUGGGAACUGUGUUCAGUGGAUCGCAAGUGGUGGUUCUGGGAGAUGAUAGGUCGAGAUACGAUUCGGAGAGAAGCGAUGGAGUUUACUACAUCGAUUUGAAGCUGAGGCUAAGGAUUAGGUUGAAGGUUGGGUGGGCGAAACCCAAAUUCAAACCCAGAUUUGAAUGUGAUCUGAGGAUUCCUAUGGGUUCUGGAGGCAGGGCUCAAGGAGGAUUUCAGAGAACCAAGUGUGAUGUCGAUUGGUGAUUCAUGAUUCUUGGAUGGUUUCCAUUGAUCCGUCGAUGGAUGUUACAUUUUGGUAGAUAUGAUAUGAUAUGAUUAUGUUUGAGAGAUUCGUUUAUGUAUUUGGAUUAUUAUUUCACUUUCUUAUAUGUCUUGUUUAUAAAUAAAGAGAUUUUUAUUUUUUAA
Messenger RNA from Cynara cardunculus var. scolymus (artichoke), 916 nucleotides. RefSeq names its product NDR1/HIN1-like protein 3. Bases 38 to 754 code for a protein of 238 amino acids. The transcript has a single exon. Gene Ontology annotation, biological process: defense response to other organism. The record is from RefSeq and is a predicted model, not a curated record. NCBI's taxonomy places the organism in Eukaryota, Viridiplantae, Streptophyta, Magnoliopsida, Asterales, Asteraceae.